AUAAAGAAGCAUAUUCUUGUUUGCACUUCUGGCUCCUUGGAUUAUUCUCUCUCAUGGGUUUGAAAGUGAGCACCUUUUGCAUUCUUUACAUCGUAAAAUCGUAAAAACAAAUGCAUGUAGCGUAGAAUUAGGCACGGGUAUCCAUUAUUUUGUUUUGAGUUGUGUUAACUCCAAACACAUUGCGUUAUGUGUCAGGUUAUCGCUUCGAGGGCAAAGUCAACAGCAAUGCUUGGUCUGAUGUGAGUACCAGGGGGUCUAUUUAGCUGCUAAACCCUUGAUAAUACCAAAAGUGUUGAGGCGAGGGGAAUAGGCAUAUUUGCCAUGGACUGUGAUGCAUAUUAGUUAUAUCCACAUGUUUAUAUCCUCUACACCUCUGCCAUCCCUAAAACCCGAUACUCUUCUCCACACCACCAGCUGGUUCCAGGCUGACCUCCAUCUGGCACUUGAGCCAUUCAGAUCAGUGUACAGAGCCAAUAGGUCUGUGGCUUCGCGGUCAGCAUGGGCCUCCUCUCCGUUCUCCAGCACCUUGAGAACCAAGAGACAAACAAGGAUUACCGUUUGUGAACUCUGGCUCUGCAUUCGACAUCAUUGCACAACGACUGCACGGGCGAACACUCAAAGCUGAACAUGUCCAGCUGCAUUUCUCAAUGGAUCACGGACUUACUGACCACAAUAUGAAUUUGGGUCGACGCAUUUCAGACUCUUUAUCCCCCAACACCGCUCUCACCCCUCCUCUGCAACAGCCACGGUGCUGAGAUGUCUGAGCCGGUUGCCCAUGGUCACCAUGGGCCAAUGAAACGGCUCAGUACCAUGUUCUCCUACCUCCAGGAGAAGAUCCAGAGAGACUGGAGUGAUAGAGACUUGACCCAGCCUCCACCUCCUACCUCGGACAUCACUAUGCACUCGGCCCUGGACCAUAGUCACAACUUCUUUGAGUACCUGGUUGUCGUGAGCCUAAGGAAGAAGGGGGAAGGGACGUACGAACCGCAAAUCACGUAUCAGUUCCCCAAGCGAACUGAUAUGAGGAGCUCGCAGAAAGAAGAAGAAGAGAAGUCCCUGAAAGCUAUCCUCCUUUUCUGUUUCCCAGAGGGGAUCAACUGGGCCCCUCUCACUGAAUACUCCAGUGAGACCUUCUCGUUUGUACUGACAGAGGUUGACGGCAGUAGGAAGAAUGGCUACUGCAGGAGAUUACUGCCCAGUGGAAAAGGUGCACGGGCCCCUGAGGCGUAUUGUAUCAUCAGCCGAGUGGCCUGUUUUGGACUGUUCUCCAAGAUCUUUGAUGAGGUGGAGAAGCGCCGGCAGAUCUCCAUGGCAAUGAUCUAUCCAUUUAUGCAGAGCCUGAGGGAGGCACCAUUCCCUGCUCCUGGGAACACCGUCAAGAUAAAGAGCUUCAUACCGGAGUCCGGAACAGAGAUCAUCAGUCUGACGAGGCCCCUAGACUCGUGGUUGGAGCACGUGGACUUCCGGACACUAUUCCGCUGUCUCAAAGAUGAGGAGGUGCUGCAGGUGUUUGCCUCCGCUGUGCUCGAACGGCGAAUCAUCUUCAUUGCUGAAGAACUCAGUACCCUGUCCCAGGUGCUGCAUGCGGUGGCAGCGCUGCUCUACCCGUUCACAUGGCAACACACCUUCAUCUCCAUUGUCCCCUCAGUGCUGAUUGACGUCGUCAUGGCACCCACUCCCUACCUGCUUGGGGUGCAAAGGCACAAAUUAGAUGAAGUAAUCGACCAGAGUGACAUGCUCAUUGUCGAUCUUACAGAAGGAGCUGACAACACAUUCAUUACCUGUAUCGGAGAUGAGAGCACCAUUCUACCAGAGAAACUGCAGAUGGAGCUUCUCCAGGAGUUGCGUUGCAAAAGAGACAACUCCACCUCAGAGGAGCUGAAAAAGGUGGUCUCGGAGGCGUUCCUGUCCUUCUUUGUGAAGACUGUGGGACACAUCUCUUCCCAUGUGAAGAGUUGCAACAGCAGGCAGCCUGGUGUGUUCCAGAAGAAGAGCUUCUGCAAGGCCAUUGAGUCAAAGGCUGUUCGCCAUUUCGUCAAGCGCUUCAUCCAGACGCAGAUGUUUGAUCUCUUCAUUCAGGAAGUGGAAAGACAGCCAACACAGGAAGGAGUCUUCCACAAAAAAGUUCUGGAGGACCAAGAAAGUAAAAAGAAAGAGAAAGCAAAUAGAGUCUGGAUGAAAGGACGUGUGGUGUGAGGGGUCUCAGACAGCCUUUUUCUUCUGUGAUUCUCAUGUUGUAUCUUAUAAAAUCUAAUAACCUUAGACUCGCUUUACGGGUUGCUGCUGUGUUAAUGGAGUCUGCAGUAUUUUUCUUUUGCCUUUAAAAGCUGUUGGGUAUGUGUUGAGUGAAUGCGUGCAAAAGAUGAAGACACUGAAAAGGUUGUCUAUGUUUCUAGGUUCAUAGAAAAUUGGUGUGUUACUUCUGUCACAAAAUACAGGCAAGAUGUUGAAAAAGGUUUAUUUAUUGUGUUUUGUUGUUACUUAAAAUUCAUUCAUUCACAACUGUACAUACUACUGGCAGAGUAGUGCAGUGUUUUACAAUUUUGGCAACUGGGUUUCUUUAUUAUAAAUUGUUGUUUUUAUUGUUGUACUGUAUUUAAGCUGUUUGUGUGAAUGUGAAAAGUAAAUGUGUGAAAAAUACAUUUUGGUAAAUAUGAAUAAAGGUUUGACUAAU
This is a messenger RNA of Esox lucius (northern pike), 2674 nucleotides long. It is a transcript of the gene dennd2db, whose product is annotated as DENN/MADD domain containing 2Db. The transcript is spliced from 13 exons. Gene Ontology annotation, cellular component: nucleoplasm; cytosol. The record is from RefSeq and is a predicted model, not a curated record. NCBI's taxonomy places the organism in Eukaryota, Metazoa, Chordata, Actinopteri, Esociformes, Esocidae. Bases 757 to 2196 code for a protein of 479 amino acids.